Messenger RNA from Dromiciops gliroides (monito del monte), 9760 nucleotides. It is a transcript of the gene HOOK1, whose product is annotated as hook microtubule tethering protein 1. Gene Ontology annotation, cellular component: cytoplasm; centrosome. Gene Ontology annotation, molecular function: microtubule binding; dynein light intermediate chain binding. Bases 2144 to 4324 code for a protein of 726 amino acids. The transcript has 22 exons. NCBI's taxonomy places the organism in Eukaryota, Metazoa, Chordata, Mammalia, Microbiotheria, Microbiotheriidae. Gene Ontology annotation, biological process: cytoplasmic microtubule organization; cytoskeleton-dependent intracellular transport. The record is from RefSeq and is a predicted model, not a curated record.
GCUGAGUUUUUUAAGAAGCAAGAGAUUCUUAAGUCUGGGGCCCUAAGUCAAGACUUUGUCAAGCAUUGUAACUGAGUCUUGUAGGCUAGGUUGCUUUAGAGCUCAGGAUCGGGAUUGAGGAUUUUAUUGGUAGAGGGAACUCCCUGAUGAAGAGACUUCCUCUGCCAGUGUUAGUCAUUCAGUCAGCAAGUAUUUAUUAAGCCCUCCUUAUAGGCCAGGUCCUGUUCUAAGCAUGGCAAACACAAUGAGAGGCAAAAAUAGUCUUUGUUAUCAAGGAGUUCAUAUUCUAAGGAGGGAGACAAGGUUCAUAGAAUUCUGUGCAUACAAGAUAUGUCCAUUCUAAAUGGAAGAAUUUCAGGUCGUGAAGGCACUAGCAAUUGGGGGUAGGGUGGGGAAGACCAAGAAAAAUCUCCUGGAAAAGUUGGGAUUUGACUUUUGAAGGAAAACCCAGGCUGAAGUGGGGAGGAAGACAAUUCCAGGCCCCUGGCUGACAGCCAGGGAAAAGACCUACACUAAGAGACAAAGUGACCUGUUCCAGGAAAUCCAAGCAGGCCUGUGUCACUGGAUUGGAGAGUGAAUGGUGGAAGGGAGUACUUAGAUGUUUCCUACUGAACAGAACUUUUGUUUUGAUCCUAAAGGUCAUAGGGAGCUCAUGGAGUUUAUUGAGUGUUGAGUGAGGGUGGGGCGAUAUUUUGGCCCCUAAGAGGAGAUGUAUUGGAGUGGCUAGAGAUACUUGAGGCAUAGAGGCCAGUCAGAAAGCUUUUGCAAUAGAUAGUUCAGGCACAAGGUGAUAAAGGCCUGCAAAGUACUGCAGCUUUGUGAGUGGAGAGAUGGGAAAGGUAGAAGCUAUGAGCAGAGAGCCUUGGCAGUGGAUUGACAAGGUGAGGGUGAGUGUAAAUAAGGAAGGAGCUGAGGAUAGGGCUUCUCUGCAGCCUGUGGUCUUAGAGAGUUGCCUGGGCUCUGGAGACCCUGAGGACUUUUGUCAGAGGGGAAUUCUGGUCUUCCAGGCUCCAAGGCCAGUUUUGUCAAGAACACUCACUCUGCCCUGGUGCUGCUCCAGUAGGAUGGAGAGAGGCAGAGUGGGAGAAGAUGUUCAAGCAGAAAUGUAUGAAAGUGAUGAAACGUCUUUUUGGAAUAAUGGCAAAUGUUGACCCUAUCAGGGGCGAGCAGGAGAUAAGCCUGAGAAGGUCCAGUAAGCAGGGCCACUCAAUGGAUGGGAUACUGGGCAGAAGAGUUAGGUGUGGUCUUGGUGGUGAUUGAAGACUAGGAAACUCGCCAGAUUAAAGCCAGUGCUUUUACUCUAGUAAGGCUGCUUAGGUAGCAGUGAUCACAGAGCUAGAAGGGACCGCAAACAAGAGUCAUCUCCCCAAGUCUUCUUGUGACCAAGCUAAACUCCCCCAGUUUCUUCAACCCAAGCUAUGACAUGGACUGAAGGCUCUUCACCAUCUUGUUUGUGCUUCUCUGAGUAAUCUCCAUUUUUUCAAUUUCCUUCCCAAAAUAUGGUGUCUGGAAUUGAACACACAGUACCCUAAAUGUGGUUUGGCCAAAUCAAUACCUCUCCAUGUCUGGACAUUACCUAAAGUGUGCAUGAGCCUUGAUGGAUAUUGUCUAUUCAUACUGUAGACUCGUUGAGCUAAACCAACAGCCUCAUGUCUUUUUAAAGGAACUGUUUUAAGUUCCCCUUAUCCCAAUCUUGUCUUUGUGAAGAUGAUGUGUUUUAACUAAAGUGUAAGGCAUUUGUCCUGACUAAAUUUCUUCUUGUUAGAUUUGGCCCAGUGUCCCAACUCGUUGAGAUUUUGUUUUUCGGCUCUUGGUUGCCCCGUAGUGUGACAGCGAUCUCUCCUAACUUGGUGUCUUCUGCACAGCUGAUUGUAGAGGAUUGCACCUGACCUAGGCAGGACAUAGCAAAGGUCUAGGUCAUGUUGGUGGCAUUUGGCAUUUGAAAGGAAGCUGUAGAUCAGAAAGACUUGGGGACCUGGCAACCAAGAGGAUGACAGGAAAAGAAAGAGCCAGAAGAUGACUCUGGAGUUGUGACUUUGGAUGGCUAGAAGAACCACGAAGCCAUUAAUAGAAACCGAGAAGUGUGGAGGAAGAAGACUCGGGAGAUAGGUGGUUGUAGAGUGUGAAAUGCUGUUGGGACAUCAUGGUGUGUGCCAGCACUUUCUUUUUUUUUUUUUUUGCAGGGCAAUUGGGGUUAAGUGACUUGCCCAGUGUCACACAGCUAGUAAGUGUUAAGUGUCUGAGGCCGGAUUUGAACUCAGGUACUCCUGAAUCCAGGGCCGGUGCUCUAUCCACUGCGCCAUCUAGCUGCCCCUCAGCACUUUCAAAUACAUUGAAGCCCUGGAUGAGGAAGUUGCAGACAUUCAAUACUGCUGCCCCUUGUAAGAAUGUCCGGCAGUUAACAAAUGGGGUUGCCAUGGCGCAAGUUCUUCAUCAGAUAGAUGUUGCUUGGUUUAAUGAAUCUUGGUUAGGCCGAAUCAAAGAAGAUGUUGGUGACAAUUGGAGAAUAAAGGCUAGUAAUUUGAAGAAGGUUCUUCAAGGAAUUACGAGCUAUUAUCAUGAGUUUUUAGGUCAACAGAUUUCUGAAGAACUUAUACCUGAUUUAAGCCAAAUAACUGAACGCUCAGAUCCUACGGAGCUCGGCAGGCUCCUACAGCUUAUUUUAGGCUGUGCAGUCAACUGUGAAAAGAAACAAGAACACAUUCAGAAAAUUAUGACCCUUGAAGAAUCUGUUCAGCAUGUUGUGAUGACGGCAAUUCAGGAGUUAAUGAGUAAAGAAAUAGUGAGCUGUGCUUCAAGUGAUGCUGGAGAGCUAGAACAUCAGCUUAAAAGAGCCUUAGAAGAACUUCAGGAUGCAUUAGCAGAAAAAGAGGAACUAAAGCAAAGAUGCCAAGAACUAGACAUGCAGGUGACCGCUCUUCAAGACGAGAAGAACACCCUGGUGUCUGAGAACGAGAUGAUGAACGAGAGGCUGGACCAAUUGGAUGGCUCUUUGGAAGACCCAAACACCGUGGUGGCAAAGAAGUACUUUCAUGCCCAGUUACAACUAGAGCAGCUCCAAGAAGAGAACUUCCGGCUGGAGGCGGCCAAGGACGAUUACCGACUUCACUGUGAGGAGCUCGAGAAGCAGCUGAUUGAGUUUCAGCAUCGGAACGAUGAGCUGACGAGUCUGGCCGAGGAGACGCGAGCCCUGAAGGACGAGAUCGACGUUCUCAGGACUACCUCUGAUAAAGCAAGUAAACUGGAAUCCACAGUCGAAGUCUAUCGUCAAAAGCUACAAGAUCUGAAUGACCUAAGGAGGCAGGUGAAGUCGCUGCAGGACACCAACAUGAUGUACAUGCAUAACACGGUCAGCUUGGAGGAGGAGCUCAAGAAGGCCAAUGCUGCCCGCACCCAACUGGAAAUGUACAAGAGGCAGGUUCAGGAACUUCAUCUUAAACUCUCUGCUGAAUCCAAAAGAGCUGACACGUUAGCCUUUGAGAUGAAACGCCUGGAAGAGAAGCAUGAAGCUUUACUUAAGGAAAAAGAUAGGCUGAUCAUCCAGCGUGAUGCUCUGAAAGAGACCAAUGAGGAGCUGCGGUGUUCCCAAGUGCAGCAGGAUCACCUCAGUCAGGCAGGUACCUCUGUCUCAACAAGUUAUGAGAACCUUGCUGCUGAAAUUAUGCCAGUAGAAUAUAGAGAAGUGUUUAUUCGCCUUCAGCAUGAAAAUAAGAUGCUUCGAUUACAGCAGGAAGGUUCUGAAAAUGAACGGAUUGCGGAGCUCCAAGAACAGCUGGAGCAGAAACACCGGAAGACCAGUGAGAUGGAGACGGAGCAAAGGCUUAGCAAAGACUAUAUCAGAGGUUUGCAGCAGCAGAUAGAAGACCUUCAGAAGACUCUCCAGGAACAAGGGCCCAAGCCUGAAGGGGAAAGUUCCAGCAAAUUAAAGCAGCAGCUGGAAGCUCAUAUGGAAAAGCUUACGGAAGUCCAUGAAGAAUUACAGAAGAAGCAAGAACUUAUUGAAGAUCUUCAGCCUGAUGUGACUCAAAAUGUACAAAAGAUAAAUGAACUUGAAGCUGCCCUACAGAAGAAAGAUGAAGAUAUGAAAGCAAUGGAAGAGAGAUAUAAAAUGUACCUAGAGAAAGCCAGAAAUGUAAUUAGAACCUUGGAUCCCAAAUUAAAUCCAGCAUCAGCUGAAAUAAUGCUACUGAGAAAGCACCUGGCAGAGAAAGACAGAAGGAUCGAGAUACUGGAGAGUGAAUGUAAGGUAGCAAAAUUCCGUGAUUAUGAAGAGAAACUCAUUGUGUCUGCCUGGUAUAAUAAGGCAAUACACAAAAUGGCCUAACAAAGGAGUCUACCAUCAUCAUGAGAGAAUCCAGAUGGAUGAAGGGAUGCCCUCUGGAUGCUCCUGUUUGAGGUGAUGUGGAUCAUAAAGCAUGCAGCCCCAGAACACUGCAGAGCCCCAUCCAUGAGGGCGUGAUCAUUCAGAGCAUUGAAUGAAGACUGAUGCCCCAUGUCCCCAUGACCAUGCAUAUGGAUCAGCAUGCACAGCUCACAGGGCAGAGCCGCAAGAGCUCAGAUUAUACAGAAAGAGGAUUGCUUAUGAGGACCAGGACCCCAGGCUUUGGCCUGCAACAAAGGUCCAUUUUCGUUGCUCUUGUUUUGUUUUUUCCAAGUAAGCACUGAUCUUUUUCUGCCUUGAAGAAAUAAAAGGGGGAAAACCUUUGUAACAAUAUUCCAUGGUCUGAUGAGAAAGCAUACUUCCCACUUCCUGUCAGAAAGGCAGUAGAAUCAAUAAGCAGGAGAUGAACAUUUUUGGACAGGCAGUGUGGUAACUUGUGCUGGAAAGACCGGUGUUCUGGUGAUGCUGCAUGUCUGUGAGUCCUGAAAUUCUUUGAAGAAUUAAAGUUGAGGGUCCUCUCAAGGGAAAUGGAGAUGUGCAUGGCAGAUAAGAGGAAAAAUGAGCUGUUGUACAAGAGAAUUAACAUAAAGGAUGAUGUUGCCAGCAUUUGUGAGUAGAAAAAAGAUGAGCCAGUUACAUAGUGAGAAGGGAGGAUGAUCAGUGUGCAGCCCAUAUUCCCUUUGCUAGACGCACCAUGUCAGGAGAGCCGCCUCCUCUCACUUCAGCUUGAUGCUAUAAUACAAGGAGUCCUCACGCUAAGAAGAUUAUAGACCUGUGGAAGUAGGAACAGGGUGGCUUAAAAAAAUCUUUGGGAUAAAAAUCCAUAAUUGGCUUUCUAACUUAGAUACUUGACUUUGAAGCUGUUUUUUUUCUUCUGUUGAAUUAUUGUUGUGCUGUUUAAACUAAGAAGGGGGAAAGCAAAUAGAAAUAAAAAAACUUCUACAAUCUGUUAAUACUUCCUAAUAAUCAUUAUUAUAAUAACACUAUUAUUAAGGCACGAGAGUAUUGUUCACAUAGUCCAGCUGUAGAACCAGAAAUGGAGGUGUGGGCUUCAGAUCGGGAUGAUGAGACAGAGGGAAAGGUCCCUUUCAGCAGUGCAGAAUGGUGUUGGACCAGUAGUCUCCUCCACUCCCCAUUGCAUUGGCAUAUUCAUUCACUAUCCUGAUGUUUCUAUAAGCUAGCUGCUGGAGGAAAGGACAAAUUAACUUUGACAUGAGGAUCUAAGAGUUUUCUGGCUUGCCUUAAUGAGAAUUUCUUUUUUUUAUCAAUUUUUAUUGAAUAUUUUUCUUUUUUAUGUCAUCAGGAUUUCUUCCCAGUAUCGCCUUCUUAGAGAGGUAUCCCAUGUAACAAAUAGUAUAUUUUUAAAGAGUAAAAAAAAAAAAGGAAAACAAUUGGCAUAAUUGAUCGAUACUUUGAAAAACAAUCAGCAUAACUGAUCAAUACUUUGAAAAAGUGUGAGAAAUUAGGCAACACUUAUGGAUGUCUCACCUUUGCAAAGGAAUGGGAGAGGGGUCUUUUCAUUGUUCUUCUCUCAAGCCAGGCUCAAUUGUUAGAUCUUUUCAGCAUUCACUUUGUUUGAUUGUGUGUGGUGGUCCUGGGUCUUUCCAUUUAUGUUGUUGUAGACAUUUUAUGCAUUGUUUACUUGGCUUUGGUGACUUUGCUUUUGGUCAGUUCAAGUAGCUCUUUCCAAGCUUUUCCCGUAUUUGUUAUAUUCAUCAUUAUAGUCAUAGUCUUCAUUUUGUUUAGACAUUCCCCAUUGACAUCUUCUGUGUUUCUGAUUUUUUGCCAUAACAAAAAGGGGUAAUAUAAGUAUUUUGUUAUACAGGGGAACUUGCUUCUUAUCAGUGGCUUCCUUUGUAAUGAAGCCCAGUCAUGAAAUUUCAAGGCCAAAUUUAGUCACAUUAUUUGUACAACACCAAACUGCUUUCCUGAACAAGUUGUAUUGAUUCCCAGCUCUUCCAGCAAUAUACCAGCGUGCCCCUCUUCCCACAAUCCCUCCAGCACCGACUAUUGCCAUGUUUUGUCAUCUUUGUCAUUUGGCAGGGUGUGAGGGGAAACCUCGGGGUUGUUUUGAUUUGCAUUUCUCAUCUUAGCAGUGAUCUGUAGUGCUUUUUCAGGUGGUUAUUAAGAGUUUUCAAUUCUUUUGAGACGGGUUUGUUCUCAUCCUUUGACCAUUUGUCAUCUUGAUAAUUGCCUUCUUUAAAAGGAAGCACCAGUUAGGAAAACAUCUGUUCAAGAUCUGAUUCUCACCAACAAGAAGUGUUAGGUUCCUCGUGGGAAAACGUCUGCUGUUUUCUAGAUUUUGUGAUAGGGAAAGAAGCUAGUUGCUGCUGACAUGAUCCUUUGCUUUUGGGAGAGCAUGUUUCAUUGCCGUCAGAGAACCACAGAAGAGCCUAGAAUGUUCUGGGUGGGAGGGUUAACCCAUGUCAACCGGACAGAACCAGCCUCUGACUUGUGAAUGACCAGAACCAAACAGAGCAGGCUAGAGACAGGUGAGUUAGGAAUUAAAGAGAAGUUUGAUUUUCAGAGAGGAAAAAAGGCUUGCAAGCAAGGCACAUAUGGGGGGGGCCCUGCCCCUAGUGGGGGGGGGCGGAAGCAGUAUAGAGAGAUCCCAAUAAUUACACUAGUGGCUGCCCAUUGAGCUGUAGCUUUGGCAAUGAGGGAUAACAGCAAAAAUGUGACAAGUUUGAUUGAUUGCAGGACUUUUCGAAUUUGUCCUCUGCUUGUCGUUGAUCAGAGAACACCUGGUAAUUGUGUGAUUCUUCCAGAGGGUGAGAUCAUACAGAGAGUGAUUACAAAGGAUUGUUGUCCUGCCAAGCUCAGGGCACAGCUUGUAUGCUGGACCUUACCUCUGGAAAAAUCAGGGGUCUCUUAAUAUUUUGUCAUUUUCCCCUUUUGGCCAAAGGGAGGGGGUCUGAAAGAGCCCAGGGGGGUAGUUAAGUAUAUCCCAGGUAUCAUUGCUAGCCACUGUUUGCUUGCAAGCAGAAAAAGUGGGGCAAGAAUGCAGAGAGGGAAAAUGCCAACACACACUUGAAUCAGGGUCUUGGUGGCUAAGCACAUAACAAAAGGAAAGAGUAUUAAAAUUGUAAAAUGUUCAUACUUGCAUCUUAUAAUAGUUCCAGUAUCUACCUAUUGUUUAAUAGAAUUAGUAUUGUACUUACAAAACUUGAUUAUAGAAAUUUUCUAUAAUUGGACAUAGUCAUAGGGUGUUAAAAACAAGGCUCAGGGUUAACCAGGUGGGAAUUUUCAUUUUCAGAAAGGAAAGAGCACAGUAGGGAAAUAGAGUCAUAAGGAUCUUACCUUGAGCCUGGCCAAAGUUGUGCCCCAAACUUUUCCCAGGCACAAAUAACCACUUUUAGUUGUUCCUAGACUGCAACACAUGCCAUUUUCUAUUAUUGACUUCAUGACAAAACAGACAACUAUCCCUGUAAUCAAAGCUUAAAAUAAUAGAGAUUACAGUCCCAGGAAUUUUUACUUUAAAUAGCAAAAUUUCACUAACUACAACUUGGGGCUUGAAUGUCUUUCCUGAUGUUUCCCUAACAGUUAACAUUUCAUUUAUCCUUUCCUUAUGAAUUAAAACUACCCUUAUUCUGGGGCUUCAUACAUACAGCAAAUAACUGAUAGUUGACUCAUCAUUAAUGUGUCAAAGCUACAUCUUUAAACUACCUUAUACACUUUCAUAAUAGCCAAGAUUUUUAAAUGAAAAUUCACUUAAAUAUUAAAAUAUUUAACAGUUUUCAAAUAUCUAUUUUAAUCACAUCCUUUUAAAAGCCCAAUUCAUGUGUAACAGUAUCCGGAUAAAAAAAUUGUUUUGUCUAACAUUCAUUCUUGUUACAAUGGUCUCUCAAAUUUCACAAUAUAAGAGAAUUUAGAAAUGACAAUAACACAAACAAUAUCAUGCAUUUGAAACAUGAAACAAAACUUCAGAAGAUAUCAAUUGCACUUCUAAAUUAUUGCAUAUAAAAAUCAUUGAUCUAUAUUACCUUUGACAUUUUAAAACCACUUUUAAAUAAUCAGGUAUGAAACAAUUACAUUCAGUUAAAUAAAUAAUAGUAAUAUGGUGCUUAUCAUAUGUUAGUCACUGUGUUAAGCACUUUACCAUCAUUAUAUCAUUUUGAUUUCACAACAGCCUUUGGAGGUGGGUACCAUUAUGAUUUUUCUCUUUACAGAUCAGGAAACUGGGGCAGAGUAAGAUAACAUGCCUAAGAUUACACAGCUAAUAAAUUUCUGCAACCAGAACAUGAUUCGUUUUCCUAGAUUUUCCAGCAAUUUUUUUAAACACCUGUAUUUGGGAAUCUGAUCUGAGAUGAGAGGGGUUAAGAGAAUAAGAGGGAGAGGGUGUCUGACAAGAGAUUUUUGGUUUAAAUAAUCUUUUCUUUUUUCAUGGUCAGAAAUGUCAAGGAAGGUUUAACAAGCAGUUGCUUUAAAGUGCAAACCCUUACCAUUUUUUUUCUUUCUUCACUGUAGGAUUAUUUCCAAACUAGUUGCCUUCCUUCAUUGUCCUAGAACAAUGAAGCUAUCAAUCUUCAGAGGAAUUGCCAUUUUACAUUUAACUUUUAUAAUUUUUUAAAAAUAAAAUUUAAUCCUUAUUCUUCCUUAAAACAAAUUCUACGGAGUGAUACCCCCAAACUUACUAAGAUAUUUCAGAAAAGACUGAGUUCCUGGAAUUAUUCCAACCUCAGGAGUUUUCCUCUGCAAUCUUACAAUGAUUAAUCUCCAAAUGUCCAGAAUCUGCUCAGAUCUUUUUAGUUCUACAAACUUUAAUUAUCUGACCAUUUCUGUAAUUCCAACUUAGCCCAUGUUGACAUAACAAGAAAAGUGUUUUUCAGGCUUUUCCUCUUAUAACUUAAUCUCCCGCAGAAAGCAGAGAGUCGGAGUCACUCCUGCAUCCAGAGGUAACUGCUUCAAAUAUGAGAGUUCACUGAUCUCUCCCAGUGUCCUAAACUCUUUAGCUGCAGCCCUUAGAAGUUUCUUCUGGCUGACUGCGCUUUAAAUCUUUCAAGGGAACAGAAUCUACAAACAGCACAAACAAGACACAGACAUUUUACAAAAACACACCGACAAAAUGACAGGACAGAUACAGGCACAAAGCUAGAAGUGUCACAGAAACACCCCUUCUGCAACAAACACAGGCAGCAUUCCACAAAGACAAAUUAGACCACAGAUUCACAAAGCUCACAAUUAUAAUCUCAACUUAACUUUAACUGGUUCAGCAGAGGCACACAGUCUGCAUGGGGGGAACCCAACAGAGGCACACAGUUUGCAUGGGGGGGAACCCAACAGAGGCACACAGUCUGCAUGGGGGGGAACCCAACAGAGGCACACAGUUUGCAUGGGGGGAACCCAACAGAGGCACACAGUUUGCAUGGGGGGAACCCA